AUGGUUAGAUCAAAAAAAAAAUCAUCGUCUAAUAAAUCAUUAAAUAACAUGCAUCCAUCGCAGUUCAAUAAUUCCAGAAGAAAUGGCAAUAAUUUAGGUGGGCUUACACCAGAUAUGAAUAUGCAAAACCAUAAUAUGAUGUCAAAUGCUAUGGCACAGAAUACAGCGAACAUGAGUAAACAAGACCAUAAUACUAUCCCAAAUCUUGUUACACAGAAUACAGCAAAUUUGAAUAGACAAAAUCUGAAUAUGAUGCUAAAUUCCGUGUCACAGAAUACACCAAACAUGAGUAAGCAAAACCAUAACAUGAUGCCAAAUCUUGUGUCACAAAGUUUAGCAAAUUUGAAUAGACAAAACCUUAGUAUGAUACUAAAUGGCAUAACACAGAAUACAGCAAACACGAAUAAGCAAGACCAUAACAUGAUGCCAAAUCAUGUGACCCAGAGUAUAGCGAACACGAAUAAACAAAACUUUAACAUGAUGCCCAGUCCUGUGACACAGAGUAUAGCAAAUUUCAAUAGGCAAACCCAUAAUAUGAUACCAAAUGCUGUGACACAAUUGCCACAAUGGCAUUCUCAAAUAACAAUGAGCGACAUAUUGAAUAAAUAUGUUGAUGGUCCAAAUUCAAGUAACAGUCUGUUCACAUCUGGCCGUGAUUUGUCCCCACAAUCCAAUUUUCAUCCGAAAUUUGACAGCAUUCAAAGCAACAGCAAUAAUGGUAUACAUUCUCUUAUAGAGCAAUCUAACUUUCCUCUCAUUAAUGAACAAGAUAUAUCUGACAAUGGACCAAGAGAUAAUACUGGUAGCCAAUAUUCUAACACUGUGCCCGUUGGGAGACCUUAUGGUAAACAUUCACUGUUCAAAAAAUAUGAUCAUUACUUUAGUUUCAAAGUGAUGAAAACUUCGAAUUCAGAGUCAACUGAAUUCAAAAUGCUGAAUAAAGAUUUUCCAGCAUUACCUGGUACUCAAGUUCAAAUGCAAGAUGUCGCUAAUACUCCGUCUACUAUGAUAGAUUCAAACCAGCAGUGGAGUAGUAAUACAAAUGUUGGAUCUAAAUUUUUCAAUAAGCUUAAUAUGGAUCAAUAUAUUGAUCAUAAUUCAUGCGGAAUCCAUUUAGAUACAGACUUUCAUAUGAAUGGUAGUACUGUACCAAAACUUGGAGUUCAAACAUCGCUUAAUGAUGGUAAAGUUACUAAUAUACCUAGUAGUAUGCUACGUGAUCAAUUUGGAAUUAUUGGUCAACUGGUUACUAUGAGAACUGCUGAAUAUGAUCCUAAAUUGGUAGCAUUGACUUUUGGACAAGAUUUGACAAGCCUUGGUAUGAAUUUGAAUUCCCCUGAAAACAUUUACGAAACAUUUGCAGGUCCAUUUGAAAAUUCUCCACUGGAACCGCAUAACAUUGAAUUUGAUGUACCUGAUGAAUAUAAGAUUCAUCACAAAAUCAAAAAUAAGUUAGCUCCAAUCAAGUUCUCCGAGUAUAAGGAAGAUUUAUUGUUCUAUCUUUUUUAUACUCAUUUUGGUGAUGGAAUACAGAUGGCUGUUGCUAGCGAAUUGCGUACAAGAGGGUGGCGUUACCAUAUAAAACAACAUAUAUGGAUAACUCCUGUGUCUAUAUCUAGUACGUCUGAAAUGGAUGAUAAAUUUGAACGUGGCACAUUUUAUGUGUUUGAUGUGGCAUUGUGGCGCAAAGUACCAAGAGAAUUAAUGCUUGACCACACUAUGUUGGAUGGAUGUGUUACAAAUGCUUCAUUCAUAUAG
This is a messenger RNA of Macrosiphum euphorbiae (potato aphid), 1758 nucleotides long. NCBI's taxonomy places the organism in Eukaryota, Metazoa, Arthropoda, Insecta, Hemiptera, Aphididae. The record is from the annotation of a GenBank genome assembly.